UUUGCAGCCAUACCCACUUGCGCUCUCGAUAGGGUUACGGUCGUAUUAAGGUGCUACAUUCAGUGAGAUGUGGUAGUGUCAGCGACAUUCUUCUUGUGCAUGUUAUUUGUUUUUUUUGUGACUGUGAGUCGCUCAAUUCAAAGACUUUUUUUGGAUUAAACGUAUUUAGAAGAAAUGAAAGUGAAGCGUCUGUAUUUAGCAAUAACCGCUCAUCUUGUUUGCUUAGUAGCAACACAAAAUGAUAGAUCAUACGAUACUAACGAUUGGAUUCCAGUGACCCAAAAACCCGGUGAAGAAAUUAUUCAAAAGAAGGCGCAAGGUCGAGUACUAAAUCUUGACACGCCAUCUCAAAAAUUUUUUCCUGAUGAAUUGAAUUAUAAAAAAGGUAGACCAAACUUCCAGUCAAGGCCUAAACAAAAGGAUAGGUAUAACGUGCCCAAAUAUGAGAGCACCUACAAAUUCGAGCUGCCUCCGUCACUCCCACAAAAUGGUAGUCCAAAAUUUCCGUAUCAUCCGAAGCAAGGUGAACAAAUAUAUCGUCCUCCACCACCCCAAUCACAAUAUUUCCAGAAUUCACAAACGAUUGUUAGAGACCGUUUACCAUCCUCAAACGUACUCAAUAAUAUUCCACAACUCACCAUUCCUGUCAAUAAUGAUAGCAAUUAUUAUCAAGCAUUUAAUCCUGUAUCAAUUAAUCAAGAACUAUCAGGAAACGUUCAAUUUCAAGACAUGAAUAUACCUAAUAUUCAAUACCAAAGUCCCAGUGGAGCUGGUUUUCAAUACCAACGUCCUGAAACAGUAAACCAGCAUAAUAAGAUUUAUCAAAAUUCUAACGGUGGUGCAGAGGGUACAUAUGCAAACUUUAACAGGGCUCUGCAACAGAGUAAACAAGUUCUAGGUGAAAAUACGAAGACGGAUUUUGGUAUAGAAAAAGAAGCUGUGCAAUUAGUUUAUGUCCCAUUGGAAAAUCUGAAAGAAAAUAGUCGACUAGUUCCACAAGACAGCCAAACUAUUUAUAAACAGAUUGAAUCACCUAAAUACGAUAAUCAACCUGACAAGCAACACCGUCUAGCGGCAAUCGAACAAGAUUUUAUACAACAGGCUUUACAAGCCACAAAGCUUCAGGAACAAAUUCAUCACGGAGAUUCCUUUUUAUUCCAAACAACCACAACUCCAAAGCCGAUACAAAAAAGAAAACCACAUCAACCUCCUCUAGCUGUAUACGUCGAAGGUGAAAAACAACAAGUUGCUAUUUCAGACGUUCUAGAAGCUUUGAAAGAUGCUAAAUCCAUAGCAGUUCAGGAUAGUAUUCAGCAUGAUUCACCUCAAAUAUUCAUUGGACCGUCAACAUUGGAAUCAUCAGAAUAUUCUAAGUUUCCAUUGCCAUAUCUCAACGCUAUUGAUGGUAGCAGAUUAAACAGAAAUAUAGAAAGCUUGCCGUUUUUUGUAGCUCCACUUAGUUUUAAAGCACCUCCUGGUUUUUCUAAAAUACCUUUACCAGCUCCUCACGUGGGAUCAGUAGUUAUUUCAAAUAAAGACGAAUUACAGGGCAAACGCUCUACUAUAAAACCUAAUCAGUAUAGUAAUUCUAACGUUGAGCAAAUCGUUAAAGAUGUCUCUUCAACUACCACAUCUAAACCUAAAAACAGCUAUGAUUCAUUAAAUAUACAACCUUAUAUUGGACAAUCAUAUUAUCAACCAGUACAAUUUGUUUCAUCACCUCAACAACAGUUUUCAUCGCCUCAAGAACAAUUUACAUCACCACAGGCGCAAUUUCCAUUACCUCAAGAGAAGUUUCCAUCACCUCAACAGCAAUUUCCAUCACCUCAACAGCAGUUUCCAUCACCACAACAGCAGUUUCCAUCACCACAACCACAGUUGCUGCAUUUUGCUGUAAACGAAAAUCAACAAGAAUUCUCGAUACCAAACUCCAGUUAUAACAAAAAAUCACAAAAAACCGAAUAUACCCAACCAAUGAAAAGCUUUUCGAACAAUCUAGAUAAUCUAAAUAGAAAACAUCCAACAAAACGACCGUUUCAGUAUGCAUAUAUAGACGAAAUAGCAACAGUAACGACUCCUUCUAGCAAUGGUGAUAUCUACAGUCAGUUAAGACCAUCUGAAAAUGUUGAGUAUGACGUUCCUGAUAGAAAUCCCUCAUAUUUAUCAUCACAACCUGUAUUUGACCAGGAACGAAUAAGUACACCUGCCUAUACACAACAAUAUACUGAUAAUAAGAAUAGUGCCAAAAACACAAAUCGGUACGAGCCCAUUGCAACUUCAUUCGAAGAUGCAACGCAAGAUCAACAAGAAGAAAUUGUAAAUAUCAAACCUAAAACAGAAACGGUAACCCAACUUCCAUCAAGACAAAAAACAGUAACACAUUCAAGUGAAAAUAAACAAAAAGGUAGACUUCCUGAUGUGAAUCCCUUAGAAUUAGCGAUAAAUGAGUUCGAGCUACAUGAAAUUAAUACUCAAUUAGAAGAAAAACCUAGGAUCAAGAAUCAGAAUAAUUAUAAAACUGGUCAACAUGAUGAAGACACUGAUUAUAGAUAUGAAAACAACUACAGAUCUCGACCAACUCAAAACGAUGAACAAGAAUAUAAAUAUUUAAGAAAUCAAAGCAAACAAAGGAUACGUCCAAGUCAAGAAGAUGAAAAUACAGAAUAUAAAUUCGAUCCAGAGUUACACCGGUUUUCUAGCACACCAUUAUCGAUCCUAAGAGAUAGCUACGUUGAAACUACUACCAAACCUAGCAGUAAAUCUCGAGGGAGAGUAAGAACUCGUCCAACUACUACAACAACUUCGACGACAACUACACCUCAACCCGAAGAACAUUAUACAGUGCUCGAAGAAUUUCAUGUAAGAGAUAAAUCUACUCCUCAAUAUAAAAAACCAACUAAUACGUAUUACGAUGUUCAAACUGAUGUCGAGAUAGAGCCAAUUUCGAAUGAAAAACCGAGUGUUACUCAAUAUUCCGAUUCUAUUACAGAAAUUGAAAAUAUUCCAACAAACGUUUAUAGUUUAAAUUCUAAUCAAAAUUCAUAUACAGACAAAAUACCAGUUGAGCAGCAUUCGCAUAUAUUGAAUCAAAAUUUGAUGGACAGCCAAAUUUUAAACAAUCAACGAACCACUCCAAAAUACGAGCAACAAGGACAAUUUGAAGUCGAUCCUUAUACCAAUCAAUACAUUCCUACAUCUCAAGGAAAAUAUAAGGAAGAACAACAGGAACAGUAUGAGGAAAAACCAAUACAUCACUUGACUCCUUUUGAUGAUCCAUCCGUUCGAUCACUACUCAUUCCAAAUCUCUUGGUACCCACGACGACAGCCAAUUCUAUUUAUACUGGUCCAUCAUAUUUACCAACUACCGAGAAAAUUAUUUCAACGACUACAACUACAACUACCGAAAAACCUAUAGAAUCUACUACCGCUCAUCACAGCCGUACACGCAGUCGUACAAGAGGAGGAAGUAGAUAUAGUGACAGCAGUACUACCAGAAGACCAGUAUCCAGAAGGAGACCAACUAGUGCAAGAGUAACAACCGAACGUACAAGAUAUCCAAUUGAUGUUGACUAUAGUACUAAAAGUUAUAGUACCAAACAGAGAUUUAGAACCAGGGGACACACCACACCAAAUUCUAUAACGGAGAGAAUAUCGACAACUGAAAACGAGGUACAUCAAGUUCCUAUCUCAGCUACACCAAUAACUCUACGUACUCAUCCUGAUGUAUCAGUAACUUAUCAGCAAUAUGAACAAAUAGAUCAAAAAUCUGAAAAGCCGGUACUAAGUGAUGAGUACCCUAAAAUACGAAUAACCACUGCUCAACCAAUUUUACAAUACGAAAACACAGCUUCUUCCCCAAAACCUGUAAUAAACGUUCAAGUAACACAUCCUGCUGAAACUUAUCGGUAUGAACAAGAGCAAGUUCCUAAAGUGAAAGUUAGGGGUAGAAUUCGAGACAGGCCAAGAAUUACAUCUACUACUACAGAGAAAGUAACAAGAAAAGUGACUACUCCAAAGCCUAUCGAAAAAGAAGAAUCCAGUGAAGACUUCUUUGGAUUUUUCAGACAGCCGAACUUUGGACCACCUCCGACCUUAAAAAAAGAAAUUGUAACAACACCUGCAUCGCCCAGGAUAUUUACUUAUCAGACCCCAAGUCAACAUAAAGAAGAUUAUGAGGUACCCGUUACCAUUGAUAGUUCUACGGUAAAAUUUGUUGGAGAAUUAAUACCUAAAUAUACAAGUAGAGAAGUUGAAACGGAAACUCCAAGACCCAGAAUUAGAGCAAGAACAAGAGCAAACGUACGUAAACCUGUUUCUCAUCAGGAUCGUUCGGAACAAGCAACAAGAAGGAACAUAAACUCUAGAUCAAGGGGUAAAACUCAUUAUAGGAUACCCGAGAAUCUCAAGAAAAAUGUAGAUGAAGAAGCUGAAGUAGAAGGAGGAAAUUAUCCUCAAUUCUUUCAAGAAAAACGAGGUACAACGACUCCAAGACCAGAAUUCCAAAUAACAGUAGCUCCAGAAGAAUAUGAAGAAGAUCAAGCACCGCAUUCAUCUAUUAAAAGACUCAACGUCGUAGCUUCUCCUGAAAAUUGGCAUGAUGCUUUUCUUUCAGAUAACAUUAGCGAUGAUAAAACUCAUGGUAACAUAAUAAAAAAGCCGGAAGAUCUGCCAAGUAUGGAACCGCUACCAGAACAACCAACAUUUCCUGAUCAACCGUAUGCUUUACCAAUCAAAGCAUCUUCAGAAGAAAUUACCACGGAAAAUAUUGACGAAAAUUUCAAAAAUACCUCAAAACAAAUUGAAGAGAAAUUUGACGCCAUCAAUAGCUUUGAUAACCAAUCAGUGAAAGAUACAAAUAAGAAAAAAAGAAGGAAAGGAGUAUGGAAAUUAGUUAAACAACGACCAGUAGACAAACUAGAAACAUCGGAAUCUCAAAAUUAUUUUUCAGUAUUGAAUUCUUUUAAUAACAUUGAAAAAGUGAAUUAUGAACAAAAACACAAUAAUUAUCAAAAACCAAACUAUAUACAUUUAGAACGUCAAUCAAUAUCUAACCCAGAGAUCAAAACUGACGAUAACGAUACUAUUUCAGCUGAUAUUGAGGUGGAAAAUGAAACAACAACAAACGAUCUUUUCACUGAUUAUACAGUAACCAAUCAAAAUGAUAAUAGAGAAGCGUAUAGUACUAUGCCAACUUAUACGGAUAAAGAAAGCACAACUGAAUAUAUAACCCAAGAAACGACAACUAAAAAUAUUGACAAUGACUUUGUAACUAAUUACGACAAAAUUGGGACAAUUACCACUACACCUACUACAGAAGAUUUUACAAAAGGUGAGGAGGAUUUCAUAGAUUCUAUUUAUGAAAUGUUCGGAAUGGCCAGAGAUAUUUCAACGACAGUCCCACCAACUACAUCUACUGAAAUAGAAAUAAACAGUGAAUCAGUCGUCACCACUACCUCAAAUCCAACAUUCCCAGAAGAAUUAACGGAAGCAAGUUCUCCUACUAUUAAUGUUACAGAAUCAUCGACAGAAUUUACUACUCUUCAAGAAUUUCCUACAACUCUUCCGGUUGUCGAAGAAAAACGAGAAAAGAAGACGUUUCCAUUUCAAGUUGAGCCCUGGGAUAUGAAACUGGUAAGAACAUCAACUUCUACGGAGGUAUCGCACGAAACAGAAAUAUGUUACAGGGGGAGGUGUGUGCGAUCACCCGAUAGGAAAAAAAGGUUUUAAUAAAUAAGUUUUAGUUAAGUAUGGAUAUAGUAAACCUACAGAUCAUGAAAGUGCAAAUUAAAAUGCGUCUUUUUAUUUAUUUGAGAUUUAACGUUGAAAACACUCCAAGAAGGUGAUUGUGAGUAUAUGAACAAAGCCGUUGAUGUGUACAAACGGUUUCACCUAGAACGAAUAUGAAAAUUUUUCGACCUAACCAUUUAUAUUUGUAAUAGAAAAGUAUCACCUCUAUUCAUACAUUAUAAAUAUUCUAUUUCAUAUUUUACACGUUGUUCAUAAAAAGUAGAUGUUAAGAAGAUUCUGUUCGAUCUAUUUUUCUAAAAAAAUGUUUGUUAUUGAAUGAAACAGUUCCUUCCCCUUCAAAUAAUUCAUCCUUUGAAUGAUUUUAGUGAUAUUCCAGUUCAGUGGUGGCUCGUGAGUGAAUGAAUUAGGUACUCUGUACCAAAAUCUGAAAGUAGCAGCAUUAUAGAGAAAUUAUAUAGAGUAAGGAGGUACAUGAUUUCGAGAAAGGUAGAUUGAAUAUAAAUCUUGAAAUUUUUAAUACAGAAUUUAACAUUCUACUCUUAGUACUUCAUCUAAAUUGUACUCCUAUAUCUAAUUGAAUGAGGCGUAGCAAUGUUUUGAAAAUUUUUGAACAUCUAGUGAACAUUGAUUAACACUCUUUACUAUCUAAUAAAACGAAGAGUCAUAAAAUCAUUGUUUCAUUUAAAAACUAACAUCGAAAGUCAAUGGAAUAAAAGUUAAAUACAGUAUACUUAAAGAGCAAUUCCUAUAGAAACAACACCAUUAUUCCAAGCUUCAAUAUAGCAAUAAAAAUAAUUAAAUAAGAAAGCAGCUUUAGAUGAUAAAACACCAAACUUAAUUUCUUCUACUGUUACAUGACUGGCAAGUUUCUCAACGUUCAAUUGAAAAUAACCAAAUUUAUCAAUUAUUUAUGAUACAUUUUUAUUUGUACUUGAUAUAUUUUUAGAAUUAUGUACUUACUGUUGACUGUUUUGAACUGGGAAAUCCUUUUUUGAAGAAAAUGCGAUUUUAGAUUUUUAAACAUUCCAAUGUCGGUUUUCAUCAAAUAUUUUACCAACUUCGUUAAAUAAUUAUUCUAACGCAAUAGUAAUUUUUUAAUUUCCAAAAUUAAAACGAAAUUAAUUUAUUGCGAACCCCAUACCCCACUUUAAAAAGAUUUAUAUUCGUUUUUAAGUUUCUUCUAAUAUCUUUUUUGACUUUUUAUGUGUAUUGCUUACUUUUUCAUAUAUAUUAUUCAUCAAUAUAAAUCCGCAGCUCCGCAAAAAUCGUUUGCCCCCAAUCGCAUUCAUAGUUAUAACAAUUUUACUAAAUCUCUAUAAAAAUAUUGAUUUUAGAGAAAAAAAUCUGCAAACAAAUAAUAAAGCUUAUGAAAAGUUCUACAAAAAAGGUUAUAUAUACAGGGUGUUUCAAAAAAAGGUGAUCCCCUCUAAAUGAUUGAUAGAAAACUGAAAAAUAUUUGGGGUUUGCUCGGUAAAAAAUUUUCGUAACGCAAUCCGUAUUCAAUAUAAAAGGCGUCAAAAUAUUUGGAAAAAGACUGAAAUAAGUAGAAACGUCUAUUUUUAUCUUUCAUUUAAAAAUUAAAAAAAAGUAAUUUUAAAACAGAAGAGACCUAAAAUCAAGAACAUCUAGAAGAUAUAAGAAAUUAAAGAAUAAAUUCUCUUAAAAAAUGUAGAUUACCUUAUAUUCAUUGCGUGCUUUAAACGUUUUUCUCUUUUUAAGAUACGCGGUUAAUCAAAUUAUCGCUAUAAAAGCCUUUAUUAUUGGCUAUUGGUAAGAAUAACAAAAUCUACAUCUGCUAAGAUAUAAGGCGUGCGCAUGAGUUCUUAUUUACAUAUAUAAAAGCUCAUUGCGCAUAAUGAUACACCGGCGUACAAUUAUAAAUAUAAUACACCUCUAGAAUAAAAAUUUUCGGAGAUAUUUAGUAAAUUUGUUACAACUUUGAGGGGGCUUUGGGAAAAAAUGAACCAUUGUCGGUAAAAAUCCUUUUAGAAAUUAGGAUAAUCAAGAAAAAGCUUUAGCAAAAAUUGGGAAGUUCAACUUUUCGGAACAACAUUCAUUCCGUCAUUGAAUGAUUUGUAUUUGAACUUUGGACAAUUUGAACAAAGGUAGACACUUAUUUUUGUU
Diorhabda carinulata is the source of this 7872-nucleotide messenger RNA. RefSeq lists its product as uncharacterized. The transcript has 6 exons. Bases 175 to 5727 code for a protein of 1850 amino acids. Lineage: Eukaryota; Metazoa; Arthropoda; Insecta; Coleoptera; Chrysomelidae. The record is from RefSeq and is a predicted model, not a curated record.